Drosophila takahashii is the source of this 2828-nucleotide messenger RNA. RefSeq names its product small bristles (gene sbr). The record is from RefSeq and is a predicted model, not a curated record. Gene Ontology annotation, biological process: poly(A)+ mRNA export from nucleus. Lineage: Eukaryota; Metazoa; Arthropoda; Insecta; Diptera; Drosophilidae. Gene Ontology annotation, cellular component: cytoplasm; nucleus. Gene Ontology annotation, molecular function: protein binding; RNA binding.
GCGGCGGCGGAAGAGGCGGCGGCGACGGCGGUGGCCAGCGGUACAACAACAACGUCGGCAAUGGCGGCGGACGUUACUCGGCGCUCGAGGAUUUCGAUGAAGUGGAGGAUCGUCAGCGACGCAAGGAUCGUAACAAACGGCGCGUCAGCUUUAAGCCCUCGCAGUUUCCGCACAACAAAAAGGACAUCAAGCUGCGUCCCGAGGAUCUGCGCCGCUGGGACGAGGAUGAUGACAUGAGCGACAUGACCACAACCGUCAAGCAGGAUAGACCCACCUCCCGACGACGAGGAUCGCCCAUUCCGCGCGGCAAGUUCGGCAAACUGAUGCCCAACAGCUUUGGCUGGUACCAAGUGACGCUACAAAAUGCACAGAUUUACGAAAAGGAAACCCUUUUGCGGGCCUUAUUGGCGGCAAUGUCGCCGCAUGUCUUCAUACCGCAAUAUUGGCGAGCGGAACGCAAUUGCGUGAUCUUCUUCACCGACGACUACGAGGUGGCCGAGCGCAUUCAACAUCUGGGCAGGCACGCCCAGCUACCCGAUGGCUAUAGGCUGAUGCCGCGCGUGCGCAGCGGCAUUCCGCUGGUGGCCAUCGACGAUGCCUUCAAGGAGAAGAUGAAGGUGACCAUGGCCAAGCGGUACAAUGUGCAGACCAAGGCACUCGACCUCUCCCGCUUCCAUGCCGAUCCGGAGCUCAAGCUGAUCUUUUGCCCGCUCUUCCGGCAGAACGUGAUGAGCGCCGCCAUCGAUAUUAUCUGCGAUAAUAUACCCGAUCUGGAGGCGAUCAACCUGAAUGACAACAGCAUGACCAGCAUGGAGGCCUUCAAGGGCGUGGAGAAGCGGAUACCGAACCUCAAGAUACUCUAUUUGGGGGAUAAUAAGAUACCAUCACUGGCCCACCUGGUGGUGUUUCGCAACCUGUCUAUUUUGGAGCUGGUCUUAAAGAACAAUCCCUGCCGUUCCCGCUACAAGGACUCGCAGCACUUUAUCAGCGAAGUACGUCGCAAGUUCCCCAAACUGCUGAAGUUGGAUGGAGAGGCCCUGGCGCCGCAGGUCACCUUUGAUCUAACCGAGCAGGGACGCAUUCUCGAGACGAAGGCCUCCUUCCUGUGCGACAACGCUGGCGCCGAGGUGGUGCGUCAGUUCCUGGACCAGUACUUCCGCAUUUUUGAUUCGGAGAGCCGACAGUCCCUGCUGGAUGCCUACCACGAAAACGCGAUGCUGUCCAUAACGAUGCCGUCGGCCAAUCAGGCGGGAAGGCUGAACAGCUUCUGGAAGUUCAAUCGCAACCUGCGACGCCUGGUGAACGGCGAAGACAACCGCACGCGGCACUUGAAGUACGGACGGCUGGCCUGCGUUUCCACGUUGGACGAGUGGCCAAGGACGCUGCACGAGCGUCGCACCUUCACCGUCGACCUGACCAUAUUCAAUACUUCCAUGAUGGUAUUCACGGUGACGGGAUUGUUCAAGGAGCUGAACGGCGAGGCCAGCGCCUCCGGCUCGAUGUCGAUGCAGUACGAGCUGCGCCACUUUGCCCGCACCUACGUGGUGGUGCCGCAGAACACCGGCUAUUGCAUCCGCAACGAGACCAUCUUCAUCACGAACGCCUCGCAGGAGCAGGUGCGUGAGUUCAAGCGGUCGCAGCACCAGCCGGCUCCCGGUUCCAUGGCCAGCACAUCGACAAGUGCCACGGCGACCAGUCCGCAGCAGCAGCAGCCAGGGACGACUGGGGGUCUGCAGGGUCGUCUCAAUCCGGUGGGCGUGGCAACCGGGCCGGUGGCCAUUCUGCCAGGAAAUCCGCUGGCAGCCACCUCACCGGUGAACAGCGGCAGUGCCGCCUUAUCAGUGGGUGCAGUGGCGCCUGGCGUGCAGGAUGAGAACACCAAAAUGCAGAUGAUACAGGCGAUGAGUGCGCAAAGCCAAAUGAACGUGCUCUGGAGUCGCAAAUGCUUGGAGGAGACGAAUUGGGACUAUAACCAUGCCGCAUUCGUUUUCGAGCAACUCUUCAAGGAAAACAAAAUUCCGCCCGAGGCUUUUGUCAAGUAAUUCUCAUUCGACAUUUGACCAGAAGCAGCAAGGGGGAAAAACAGAGCAGAGCCAAGUGCCACGUAUACAGAAUCAAAUGUUUUGUUUAUUUGUUUUCGUUUUGUAAUUAAAUACUUUUUAAUAUUUUUUUUUAGAGUCACAUCUAAAUUGUAAUAAAACGCUGAGUUAGUUGUGCGCACAUUGUCGAGCCACAAUGAUCGCAGCCCCUUGAUAGGUAUAUUUAACUCGCUUUAAGUUCCGUCCGCAGAUCCCCUGGACCAAGACCCUUCUGGCUUGAGCGCCAGGACGAAGAGUCUGCGAACGGUUGCCCCCUUUAGAAUUUAGAACUGUUUUAUAGCCCUAAGCACGUACAAGAAAAUAUACAUCAAAAUCCUGUAUGCAACAAUGUUGUUGAAAAUAACGCAAAAACCAACUAUUAUUUACCCAUAAACGGUUACCAGUCCCACGAAUCCCAUCCCGCUUUCCUUGCUCCUCGAGUAGCCUUAACUUUUGUAUACAAAGACCAGCGAACGAAAACAAACAUUUUGUUUGGGGAGGGCAAACAAACGUAUAUUAAUAGAGAACUUGGACAAGCAAUAACAUUAAUAACCUUUGUGUACAUUUUGUAACGACUCAGAAACCAACAUUACCUUUCUUUCCUUAAUAGCAAAAAUAAUACAAAAAAACUAACAUUUACAAUUCACGCUUAGUCGUAAGUCCAAUUGAAUUUAAGUGUGCCCGGUAUAUAGGAAUUAUAUACAUUAAUAUAAUAAGCAUAGAAUCUUUAAUAAAUUUAUCAGAAUCGAA